CUUCUCAAGCUUCGCAUCAUCAUCUCUCUCAUUUUCUUCCUUCUUCAGUAUUUUCCCGGAAACUCUCCCAUUCCUUUGUUUCUCCCAAUCACUCUCUCUGAUUUUCUGGUAGAAAUUCUCUCUCUCUCCCCCUAGAUCAUUCCAUUUUCCUCUCAGAUGUUCUUUUAGUUUGGAGUUCUCCGAUGUUUAUUUCAUAUAUUUUUCUUGUACUUUGAUUGUAUCACUCGUUUUUACCGGUCGAUUUGGUCGACGCCAGUUAUUGGAUUUUUUUCCCCCGAUCGUGGUUUGAGGUGAAGUGGCGACACAGUGUAAAAGUGAAGUGGGCAUUUGGAGCUACGAACUAUGUCUGGGAACCAAGAGACUCCGGUGAGGCCGUCUUCGUGGCUGUGUAGUGAUCUGAAUGCAGGUAUUCCAAUCAAGAAAAGGAAGUUCUUUGUUCGGCCAUUGUCGCCGCCUGCCGAAGAAGCUUAUUCAGCACCGUCUGAAAACAGUUGUAAACCUAAUGAGCAAGGUGGUGGUGGUGGUAGUGGUAAUACAGGGAGUAUUUCGUGUUCAUUAGAUGUGAAUCCAAAUAUUGAAAAGACAUUAGCCCAUGAAAAGGUAGGGACUCGUGUUACCGCUGUUGUAACAGAUCAGAAAACCAUUGAUCGGUCAAUUUUGAGUACUGAAGGACAACACCGUUUGUUUCAGUCUGAUUUGAUGGGGAAUGUCGGGAAGACAGAGAAACCUGGUAAUGUUACAGGUGCCCAUGAAGUCUUUGGUUCUGCAAAAGAGAAGAUGACAGCAGCAGACGCUGAAGAUAUUGCCCAAGGGAUUGUGGAUCAAAGUAAAGUAAAAACUAAGGUGGACUUACCAGGUUCUUUGGUUUCAUUCACAGAUGUUGAGAGAAAAGAGCAGCUUGUUAAGCCUUCUGGUUCUGGCAUAGUCAGUAGUUCAAUGCAAUAUUUUUCUUCGGAAAAGUUAACAAUCGAAGGGAAGCUUAUUGAGUCUGAAAGUUCUGGAUUAGUUUUCAGUUCAGGAGAAAUUGGGAAGGGAGUAUAUCAAAAUGUUCUUACCACACGUAGCAUGAUUGAGGAGACGUGUGACAAGAAAAAUGUCAGUGCAGGAUGCCAAGCAGAUCUAUCUCCUGGUUCUUGUACUGCUAAUCUAUCACUGGGUUGUAAGACUGACAAUAGUAUUUAUCGCGGUCAGAAAGAUGAAUCUCUUGCAUUGAACUUGACAUUAAGCAAAGAGUUUUGUUCUCCACAUAAGACUGAUGGUAUAUCUGUUUCUACUGAUCCUGGCAGAUGCAAUGGUAUUAACAGAUCGAAUUGGGACUUAAAUACUACCAUGGAUGCUUGGGAAGAUGAAGAUUGCACGAGUGUAGGUAAAACAAAUCUUUCAUUUUUAAUCAGUGAGAGCACACCUCGUCAUGACGACAAGGCAUCAAGUAGUUUUGAUGAAACUGCUUCCACAAAAUCUGUUUCUGAAGAACAGGAAAAGCGAAAUGUAGGAUUGAAAUCUGAUGUUGUGGCUUCUAUGCUGUCUGAUCAUCAAGAUAGUUCUAGAUGUUCACUUAGUCUAGGCCUUAGCUCGUAUGCUUCUAUUGAGAAAUCUCCUUUAUUGGUUAGCACAACCCAGACCGGUUCUGCUUGUACAAGUUUUUCCUGGCCAAUGAUGGCAGCUGGGAAUGUAAAUUCUGUGAGUCUUAGAAUUGUCAAGUCAGAACAUCUUGAUGAAGUUGUUACUCAUGAAACUGAGAGUACCAACAUUUGUCCUGUUGAAUUAUCGAGUGACAACGCGAAACAGGAACUAGUUGGGAACUGCCAGAGAGCUGUUUCCUCAUCUGGUUUUUCAAAGUUGGUGAAUCCUACGCCAAUAAAAGUUGAACCAAAUUACUGCAAUCAAUCUGAAGCUGUCAAUAGGAAAGAUGGAAAAGCAAAUCAAGCAGAUACCUUAACAAUGCAAUGUAAUGAUAUGCUUGAUUUGCCUACUAUUUCUACUUCAAAUCAGAAGGAGAAACAAAUGCCUUUUCCCAGUGGCUACAGAAAAGUACCUGUGCCCUUGACUGGAAUGACUGAAACUCCAGGUGACUUGAACUAUUCUGAAUGUUCAUUGCAUGAAAAUUCAGCUCAGAGUAGCACUGAAGCUCAUGGCAUAUUACACAAGAAAUUGCAGCAUGCUCAAACCAAUAAUAUGAUCUCCCCAAGUUUUGGUCUAGCUGAUAAUAACUGCGAUGUGUCUGUUGCGACUGUUGCUUCCUUGACUGAAGACAAGACUGUAGGUGACUGCAAGACCUCCAGAUCGAAAGAGCUCCCUCUUAAUUCACGCAGAACAGAUGAAAACUCUCUAAGUGACGAAGAAAAGAUCAAUUUGUCUGGUGAUAUGCUGGAGGAAGAGUUGUACGACUCUGAUUUUGAGUCUGAUGGUGGUCAUGAUCUGUCUAAGUUAAAAAAGAACCAAGAUAACAAAAUCAAUGAGGAUGGUAAGGUCCAAGGAUCAGCUGCUGCAGUUGUCUCAGAAGAUAAUCCACCUGCUAAGAAGAGUAAGAUGGAACAUGCAAAGUGUAGUGAUUCUGAAACUAAAACCAUGGACAUUGCAGUUGUAUUUCGUGGCGAUUUUCAAAAUUCCAGCCAUAUUGAUAACAGAGGGAGUGAAUCUGCCAGCCGUGGUAAAACUGGUAAUGAACGUAGCAAAGCAUGUUCUGGUACAUCACGUGAAACUAAACUUAAGAAAUAUGCUGAUGAUGAUUCAUGUUUGUUGGAAUUAGUUGAUAUGCCGAGCAGUGAAGACGAGAUUAAGCGGCUUAUUCCAGAAUUUCAAGGGAAAGCACUUGAUGACUCAGGUGAAAAAGAAGGCCAAAUCAUUCAGGAUGGUGGUCGCUCGUCCUAUCAGGUCAUUCAUGCAAGUGAAGGUGUUUCAGGUGCGUCUACAGUAUCAAGUGUUAACAUUCAAAACCCUGAAAUAAUAGAUAGGAGUAGCACAGCUUCUUACGGGGCAGACAUUUCUUCUGGUGAUCCUCCUAAGGAGUUCAGUCGUGGUGGUAGUCAUAGCCGAAUAAUAAACUUGGCUCGCAUUUCUGAUAAAUCUUCAGCUAAAAUAUUAGAUGCUUCGGGAAGCUUUGGGCCAUCACAAGUGGAAAGCGAAAGAUUCUCUGAUCUCCCACUUGAAUCUAGGAAAUUUUUCUCGCGAGGAAGUAGAGAUGAAGUCUUCAAUGAUCAUUCCUACAGAUUCUCACGGGAAAGAUACCAUAACCAUUUUGGGAACCAAAGAUUGAAUUUCAUGCCUGGCAGAUGGAGAUUCUCUGAUCGAACAGAAUUCAAGCCAAGGGAUCGCGGCUCAGAAAAUUUUGAGUUCGAUAAUUAUGGAAACACUCGUGAGGAUGGUGCUUUUGUCAGGAGUUUUCGCAGAGGGAGAAGGACUUGGAAUGAUCAAGGAACUUUUUUCCCUCAUUCAUUUUCGAGAAGGCAGUCCCCUGGUAAUUCAUUUACACACAGAGGACCAAGAAACUCGGAUGAUGCAUCUGCAUUUCAUGGGCGUAGAGAUGGUGAGAAAUUUUCUAGGGGCUUACCACGCAACGAUAUAGACCUUAUGGCGAGGCCUCAACGUCCAUAUGAAGAUUUGGAUGGUCGUUUCGUUCGCGGGCAAAGAAAUUUUUCUACCAACCACAAAAGAGCUUUUCCUCAGUUUCGUUCACGAUCUCCGACUAGGACAAGAGCACGGUCCCCGGGUCCUUGCUCAUCGUCUAGGAAUAGAUCUCCAGACGGAUUUGCUGGGAAUCCAGAUUUUCCUUGUCGGAGAUCAUCUCCAAGUUACAGUGUGGAGAGGAUGAGAUCACCCGACCAUUCUGGUUUUCCGAGAGAUAUGGCUGUUAGAAGACAUGGUUCUCCAUCUUAUUCGGCGAGACCAUCAAAUGGUUUGAGGGAGAUGGGCUCUGUAAGAGGUCGUGGUUUUCAUAGAUCGGGCAUCUCUUUCAGGAAUCAGCCUGAUCGUGUUUUUAGAAACCAUGGGAAAUUUAACAUCAUGGAUUCUCGAGAAAGAGUUGAAUAUGGUGAUAAUAUGUUUGAUGGUCCAAGUCAUUCUGAUCGGUUUGGUGAGUUUGGUGUUAAUGUAAAUGCUGAGAGAAGAAGGUUUGGUGAUAGACAUGAUGGCAUCCGCCCUUUUAGACCAUCCUUUAAUACAGGUGAUUGCGGGCCUACUAAUAUUGAGAACGACCCUGAUUCUAUGAGGUUUGGACAGGAAGAUGCCGCUGAAACCGAAGAACGGGGAAACAUAAGGGAAUAUGAUAGACAGAAUAAGAACUUUGCUGAGAAUACAUUUGAAAGAGCAAGGAAUUUUGAGAAGGAAGAAAGUUCGAGGCACGGUGGAGAACUUUGGCAAGACGGCGAGUUUGGUGACGCUGAACAGGUUAAGAAGAAAGGUUGCCAAUAAGUUUUUGCUUAAAUCUGCCAAGACCCGGGAAUAUGUAAGUUACAGCAAGUUCAAGUUUGAUGGGUGGAUGGAAUAUCUGUGAAUUUGAAAUAGCCAUUCCAGAUUUGCGGAUGCUAUUCUGCAAUGAAUAUGGCGGGGUCUCCAAGGACAUCUCUGCUAGAUUGCUUCAAACCUUUGCAGUUUUAGUUGUGUAUACAUCAGUUUCUUCUGUUGCAUAAAUUUCUUCAUAAUUGCUAGGGUGAUGACUUUGACAAAGCCCUCAAUAAAUGUGGAAAGAGGAUAUUAACCGGAGGAAAAAUUCUGCAAACUACGUAUUUGGGGUUUUCUCAGGCUUCUUAGCACAGCACAACAAUCCUCUGCAAACUUGAACGGAACAAGAUGGGCCAAACGAAUAAGUGGGGAGGAAUGAUUCGAGUCCUUGGACAAACAACAAAAAGUUCUUGCUUACUCUACCGGGUGAGAUCGAAUAAAUCUUCUGAUUCAGCUUGAGCAAUCAUUUAUCGGCCUAAGGUCAAAUGCAGCUCCUGUGUGGGAUUGUUUUGGAACAAAACACUUAGAAGUAGGGUUGCUAGAACUGGAAUGAAAGGUUCACUCACGGAACAAACUGCAAACAGCUUGUUCUGUUGUAGCACUGUAUUAAACUCAAAUGGAGUGAAAAAAAGAGUGUGAUGCAUUGAAUAAGGAAACCCACCAAGUUUUUAUGUGAAUGAAGGAUUUUGAUUUGGCUUUGGGGCUGCUUUUGUUUCGGUCCCCCGAGAAAAUGUUCGACAUUGGGGACGGCAUUUGUGUGGGAUGGAUUUAAUGAUCUCAUCUACCCGGUGAAGAACCAUUUGUUAUCCAAGAUUCAGUCAUUGUUCCCAGUCAGGUUUCGUUGGAGAGAUCUAUAACGAAUACGAGCGCGGAGCUGUCCCAGAGGAUGAAUGUGUGCGCGUGCUCCUUCGACAAUGACCUCAGUGUGUGAAAAGCCGACUCUCUAAUUAGACUUUGGAGAGAUGGAUGAUUCUCAACCAAAGAGACGACGAUGAUUGAUGGUUGAUGUCAUGUUUAAUUGGAAGACAAGCAAGCAUAUGGUCAUGAUGGGUCUUGUUUCAGUUCAGAGAGUAAAAGAACGGUCUCUGUCGGUGGUGUUCCUGACCAUGAUGACUUUAGAAAUUUCAUUUCAUUUUUACGACGUUUUAUGAAUGGUAGGCCCCUUUUUAUUCAAUCAAACUUUGAUAGAAUCCAUCAUGGGUUUUGGGAUUA
Molecule: messenger RNA, 5652 nt
Organism: Tarenaya hassleriana
Lineage: Eukaryota; Viridiplantae; Streptophyta; Magnoliopsida; Brassicales; Cleomaceae
Exons: 7
Coding region: 343-4410 (1355 amino acids)
Source: RefSeq, a predicted model, not a curated record